AUGAGCCAUACUAAUUUUGGCUGAAGGCAGAACCGCAGAAGUUCAGUGUUAAAUAAAUUCCUCUACAACGUUUUAAAGAUUACGUAACUAUGAAAAGCACUUAAUGUGAGCCUAAACCUUCAACAUAUAAUGUCCAUUUAUAGAUAAUCUUAUUUCUCAUACGAUCCCCAAUAUCCCUCAAUAACGACUAACGAGUGAGAGUCAUACAUACGCUUCGGCACGUAAUUUAUGCAAGGUGCUUGGUGAGUGGCCUGGAGACGAAAAAUUCAAAAUGGAGGGAGACGAAGCUUUAAUUUCGCGCAAACUGGUUAUUUUGUAUGGCUCUCAGACAGGAACAGCUGAAGAAGUUGCAGAACGGAUAGGACGCGAAGCUAGAAGAAGAUAUAUUGUCCCUAUUGUGAUGGGAAUGGAUGAUUAUGAAAUUGUAAAUCUAAUUAAAGAGAACUUCGUUGUUUUCGUGUGUGCAACCACAGGAGACGGGGAGGAACCUGAUAAUAUGAAGGCAUUUUGGAAAUUUCUUCUCCGUAAGAAUUUACCAUCACAUUGUCUUCAGAAUAUAAAUUAUGCUGUACUUGGAAUGGGAGACUCAUCUUAUCCAAAGUUUAAUUUUAUAGCAAAGAAAUUAUUUAAACGCCUUGCACAAUUAGGAGCUCAGGAACUGGUACCAAUAGCUUUAGCAGAUGACCAACAUGAACUAGGUCCAGAUGCAGUUAUAGACCCAUGGUUAAAUACGUUUUGGGAAACAAUUUUGCAAAUAAUUCCCUUACCAUAUGGAAAGGAGAUCAUUAGCUCUUCAAACAAACCUAUUCCUCGAUAUAAAGUAACAAUAUUAUCUGACCAAGAAUGUAGUAAUAAAGUUGAAAAUACAGAUGCUGAAUUAAUUAAUAAAACCCUUGGAGACAAUGGAAUUCAUAAAGCCAGAUCUGUAUCAAAAGAUUGUCCAUUUUUAUCAGCAAUAAUUGAAAAUAAAAAGGUUACAACACCAGAUCAUUUUCAAGAUGUCAGAUUAAUUACUUUUGAUAUAGCAUCAUCAGGUAUGAGCUACAGCCCAGGUGAUGUCUUGAUGAUUCAACCAAGUAAUCUAAGUGAAAUUGCAAAUGAGUUUAUAAAUUUUCUUGGUCUAAAUCCUCAUGAAAAAGUAUUGCUCUCUCAGAAUUACCAAGACAUUCCAUUACCUAAACAUUUACCCCAACCUUGCACGGUGAGAUACCUGGUUGAAAACUAUUGGGACAUACAGGGCGUUCCCAGGCGAUAUUUCUUCGAGUUAUUGUCACAUCUCACUACUUCCGAACUUGAAGAAGAAAAACUACAGGAAUUCAAUACUGCCGAAGGACAGGAAGAAUUAUAUUCAUAUUGCUACCGACCAAGAAGAACAGCUCUUGAGGUUUUCCAAGAUUUCCCAUACGCCAGCAAGAAUAUAACAUUGGAAUAUUUAUUUGAUUUGAUUACUCCUCUGAAACCAAGGGCGUUUUCUAUUGCUUCAUCAAUAAAGGUACAUCCAAACCAAGUGCAAAUUUUGAUGGCGGUCGUGAAAUAUAAAACCAAUCUUUUCAAACCCAGAGUAGGAGUUUGUUCCACUUGGCUAGCUUCGCUUGAUCACACAACGAAUGUUAAAAUACCUGUAUGGAUUAAGAAAGCGACGAUAUCAUUUCCCAAAUUACUGGACACUCCUGUGAUCAUGAUAGGACCUGGUACUGGAUGUGCUCCGUUUCGAAGUUUUAUCGAAGAACGAAAAUGUCAUAGUAACCAAGAUGGAAAAUGUGUUUUAUUCUUUGGUUCGAGAAGCAAAUGUAAGGAUUUUUUCUUCGAAGAAGAAUGGUUACCUCUACAGAAUAAUGGCCGCUUAAUUCUUUUCACCGCUUUCUCACGUGAUCAGGAAAACAAAAUUUAUGUACAGGAUCGUUUAAAGGAAAACAGCUCAUUCGUCUGGGAGCUGAUAGAUCGACAACAGGCGUGGUGCUUCCUAGCUGGGAAUUCCAAGCAAAUGCCGUCGGAUGUUUCAGAUGUUUUAAAAGAAACAUUUAUGUCAGAAGGCAAGCUGACGAAGGACGAGGCAGAGGAAUAUUUAAAACAAUUGAUAAGAACUAAAAGAUAUCAGAGGGAAACGUGGGCGUAGUGAAAAUAAUUUUUGUAAUUAUAUGAGUAGUGCAUGUCAGGGUCUUCUGAAAGUUCAUAUAGAUCUAUUUUGAAAAUAUGCUUCGCUAUCCAUAUAUGAUAUGCAUGGGGACCUUCUGAAUGUUCAUAUAAAUGCCCUUAUCAACAUGCAGAGCUAAAAACCAUUUAAAGUUACGCUCCGCUAUGCUAUGCAUGCAGGCAUGCGAGUGCUUUUUAAAGAUGCAUGGUGAUAAUAUAUGUUUAUAUUUCUUCUAUAUAAAUUUUGAUAUAGAUGAACCUACGAACAAUGUUUGGUAGCUAUCAAGAAAAUAUCGUAUCCAAGCACAUCAUUUUUAUAUAAGUAUAAACAAACCGCAUUAUAACCAGCAAUAA
Messenger RNA from Dendronephthya gigantea, 2487 nucleotides. RefSeq names its product NADPH-dependent diflavin oxidoreductase 1-like. The record is from RefSeq and is a predicted model, not a curated record. The transcript is spliced from 17 exons. Gene Ontology annotation, molecular function: FMN binding; NADPH-hemoprotein reductase activity; flavin adenine dinucleotide binding. Gene Ontology annotation, cellular component: cytosol. Lineage: Eukaryota; Metazoa; Cnidaria; Anthozoa; Malacalcyonacea; Nephtheidae. Bases 272 to 2116 code for a protein of 614 amino acids.